AUCUGCAGGUUAAAAUAUUUACAAUCAAUUAUUAUUAUUUGCAAUUAAAUAACAAUAUGGAUAUGCCAGAGGUGAAUAAAUUAUUUGGGAUAUUUCCUCUUAAAUAUGGAAGUUAUUUGAUCUCUUUAUUUGGCUUGGGUUCUGGUGGUGUCGGAAUAGCGGGAAUAAUUUUAUAUGGAAUAGCGGAGAACAUUAUAAUGGCCAUUUUUUGUGGACAUACUUCUAUAGAUGAAGGUAUAAAGAAAACUGUAUUGAUGUCUAUUGGCCUGACGUCUCUCCUUAUGUUGGUCGCGAACGCACUUUUGUUUCUCGGUGUGACCUUUACAAUACCUGGCUGCGUAAAUUCUGCGGUGCGCGUCAUGUUAGCAAUGUGCGUUUUAAUAAUGCUUGGAGCAAUAAUUUUGCCUGUCUCAUGUUUCUUUUUGUCGAGUAUGUGUCUUGUUAAAAAAAUUUCCUCAGUUGUUAUGGUUUUGGUUGUAUUAACUGUUACUAUUUUUCUUGAGUUAUGGUUGUACUUUAUGGUUGUAGCUUGGAAUUUUGAGCAAACGUUGUAGUGAUGGUUUUUGUAAAGAUGUUAUUAAAUAUAUGUGGUUUUACUGAAUUUUAUAAGAAGGCGACAUAAUGAAAUCGACGCGCAACUUUUGUAUUCUUUCUGUAUUUAUUAUAUUCAAUUAUAACUAGAGCUUUUAAGUUUUU
This is a messenger RNA of Galleria mellonella (greater wax moth), 696 nucleotides long. RefSeq lists its product as uncharacterized. The coding region runs from base 57 to 554 and encodes 165 amino acids. The transcript has a single exon. NCBI's taxonomy places the organism in Eukaryota, Metazoa, Arthropoda, Insecta, Lepidoptera, Pyralidae. The record is from RefSeq and is a predicted model, not a curated record.